AUGGAAGUUGAAAUUGUCUUAAUUGAAACUGGAGAAAACUCGAUACUUGACGAACAACAACAAUAUGUAAAUAAUCAAAUAGCAGAAGAAAAACAACAAUUUUUGACAGUAAAAUAUAAUAAAGGUAAAAGGAACUUAAGAUAUGAAAGUGACGAAGAAAGUAGCAGAAUUCAAGAAAAUAGAAAUGAGGGAAACAUGGAUGAAGACAACGGAGAAGACGACACUCAAUCAAUUCAUUUAAGUUAUAGUAAUAUUUCAGAACACCCAAUUUGGAGACAAAAUCUCGGACUUAAAAGAUAUAAAGCAAGAGCAUUGGUAAAAGAUUUUUUAGGAAAAAAAUAUAGGAAAAAAACUAAAGGCAGUUACAUUGCAAUUUAUUUUAAUAAAAAGGAGGAACUUAAAAAAGCUCUAGACCUUGAAUUUAUCAAUGGGGACAAAGAAAAAUUCAAAUUGGAAGAAAAGUCACUCAAUAUGUGUGCAACUAAUGCAAACAACAUGCAGAGACACGCAAUAAUCUGGAAUUUAUCUGUUAGUAUAAAAAAAAAUGAACUUAAAACAGAAUUGGAACACAGAUAUGGUAAAGUGGAAUCGAUCAGCACUGUACUUGGAGAAAUGUGGCAAAAAGCAUAUGUUACAUUUGUAGAUCCAGAAGAUGCUAGAAAUUUUAUCAAAUCAUGGUCACAAAUUAUUGGUGAAGAUAUUGUUAGGGUAACACUACCAGGUGUAACAACUUUGCAAUUGAAAGAAAGAGAAGAACAUGCUGUCAGGACUCUGGGUAUUCCUCCGGGAAUGACUCUAGCAGAAUUAUAUAAUGAAUUCAAAAAAAUAGGUGCUAUGACUUGUUACGUUCCUAGAAAUACCUUUUAUGCGAGAAAAAGGAUGGCUAUUUUAUCAUUUGAAUCAAAUGAAAUAAAAACAGGUGCUAUAGGUUAUAAAUGGGAAACAGAAGACUUUACUGUCGAACUAAUAGAUAUGAAUGUAAAAGCAUGUCACAGAUGUUAUGAUAUUACACAUUUAGCAAAAGAUUUAUGGAAACGACAUAACCCGUCAGCGUACAACAGAAUUCAAAAAAGAUUGGAUCCUUCAUAUGCGGGAGUACUAAAAACUAACAAUAACACGUCUCAUCAACAAGCUAGACACAUCAACAAAGAAACAAAUAUUCAACAAAUAGACUUAUUCACUACUCAACUAACAAGAAGCUCAAAUAAUGAUAAUACUAGACAACCCAAAAAUUGGACGCAAAUAAUAUCUACCCAAUUGUCUACUAUCACGCAACAGAUUCAAUCAAUUUCGACACGACAAGAUAACAUAGACAAGAAAAUGGGAAGUGUUCCAAAACUUCGACGUAGUCCUAUUAACAAAACAAAAACAACCAAAGAGACGGAAAAAUUUAUAUUUUUCGAACAAAACCAAAUAUCCAACUCACAAGAUCCAUUAUAUAAUAUUUGGUGGUCAUCAACAACAGAAGCUUAUAAUAAUAAUAUUGGAUCUGGAGUCAGCCUUAUGAUAAAAUCAAAUAUAGCUAAACACACAUAUAAAAUAGAUAAAUUCGAAGGACAUGGCAUAUGUAUUUUUUUAUCGUUUAAAGGAAGGGUAGUUUUUCAAAUUAUCAGAAUCUAUACACCAAACAAAUAUUCGUCAAAUAAUAUCAUAUUAAGAAAACUAAAACCUUGGUUAUAUAAUCACAUUUCACAAGCCUUAUCAAACAAUUGGAUCUCAAUAAUCAUGGGAGACUGGAAUGCCACUCCUAACCCAAGUAAAGAUAGAUUCCCUGUAAAAAUUAAAACAUCACCAGAAAAUGCGAAUAUAGACUAUACAACUUUGAUAGCAAAUAACGAUCAUUAUUGUGCACACGUGACAUUAGACGUAAGUAAAUAUUGUGAUGGUACUAGUUAUAAGAAAUAUAAAAGGGAAACAGAAGAUACUUGGGAAAAACAACUGCAAUCGGGAACAAACUUAGAAUUACAAAAACACUCGAAAUAUUCUAUAUUAAAUAUAUUAAACAAGUUAUAUCGAUUAGGCAGUAAAAUAGAAAGUACAAACAAUAUGAAUGUGCAAAAAUUAGAAACUAUAGAGACAAUGAAAAAUAAACUAACAAACAAAUACGAAUUAAAUAUUCAAUCUUUUCCCUCAGCAGGAUUACCAAAAGAAAAAUUGGAAUGG
Messenger RNA from Dentiscutata erythropus, 2163 nucleotides. The record is from the annotation of a GenBank genome assembly. Lineage: Eukaryota; Fungi; Glomeromycota; Glomeromycetes; Diversisporales; Gigasporaceae.